Paraphaeosphaeria sporulosa is the source of this 713-nucleotide messenger RNA. RefSeq lists its product as uncharacterized. NCBI's taxonomy places the organism in Eukaryota, Fungi, Ascomycota, Dothideomycetes, Pleosporales, Didymosphaeriaceae. The record is from RefSeq and is a predicted model, not a curated record. The transcript has a single exon. Bases 115 to 507 code for a protein of 130 amino acids.
UACGCCUGUGCACGCCAGGGUCUACACUACGGAGUUGAGUCGAGUCGGGGUGUUGUUCAUCUAGGCUGCCCUGCCCGCCUCACCCCGGGCUCGCGCGCCUGCACCUAGCAUGUCAUGUAUACUGUUCUCUUCUGUUCUGUUCAGUUCUUGUCGAUGUCGCACCAUUUCGUCUGCAUUGCAUACACGGCCGUCUGCUCCGAGGAGCUCGCGGAGAAAGUUAAUAUAUACCCACGCGGCACAAGCCGCGCUGUUCGCACACUAUCCAAGUCAUGUACACAUGUCCCAUCUGCUUGUGAGACCAUGUCUGGCCUGAUCCAGGGCGUUGGUUGCGCUGGAACCUCUGGGACCGGGCGUCACGAGCGCAGCACGCCUCCACGAGCCUCGUUUGCGGCGGCUAGCGAGCGCUGCCUCCCUCUCCCACGGCGGGUUCUGUCACGCAGCGCACCUGUGGCCUCGGGCUCGCGUUCCGGUCCAGCGUGCUGCACGCAAGAUUCAGCGCAGGACUGAACGCUCGACUAGGGCAGGGCCGCAGUGUCAGGACACGCGCGGGAGGGCUGGGCACCACGCUUCCGGCAGCUGUGCCGGUGCGCGUGCUUGCACGACACAUGCGUAGACGUCUUCUCCACCGCUCGGUGGAGGCAGCGGUGGUGCUGAUGGAACUAUGGAUCUGGGCUGCGUUCAAGCCCGCGACGAGGAAGGCAGCGAGCGCCUUG